CCUCCUUCCUUCUCAUCUGACUUUUUUUUUCCUCGAAGUGGUCCUGCCCUCUCCGAGGGAGAACACUUGAUUAAACACCACUUUUACUGCGCUGUCAUGUUUCGGAAGCUCCAGACCGACAUUCAAGCACUCACUUCUUAUGGAUGUAUGGACUUUCCCCUCUAACUUAGAAAAGAAAACAGUUGACAGCCGCUUUUAAACUCCCACUGGUUUUCAUGGGAAGACGUUGUGCUUUGAAUUCGUGGUGAAACUUAUCUGUCGAGAUGCAGCUCAGGACAGUGCUUGACGUCAGUGUUGUGGAUGUGCAGAAGAGGAGGAAUCCCUCCAAACACUAUGUGUAUCUUAUCAACGUGACCUACUCAGACUCCACUUCUCAUGUCAUUUACAGAAGAUACAGCAAAUUCUUUGACCUACAGAUGAGGAUUCUUGACAAAUUUCCUAUUGAAGGUGGACAGAAGGACCCUAAAAAGAGGAUUAUUCCUUUUUUACCAGGUAAGGUCCUGUUUCGUCGAAGUCACAUCCGAGAUGUUGCAGUCAAACGACUGAAGCACUUAGACAACUAUUGCAAAGCUCUGUUGAAGCUCCCCACCCACAUUUCACAAAGUGAAGAGGUUCUGAAGUUCUUUGAGACCAAGUCAGAGGACCUCAACCCUCCCACUGAGGACAGCAGUGGCUCUGGCAGACGCAAAUCGGGUUUGGAUGCUUCGGACCCCAUGCUCCUGGAACAGUACGUGGUAGUGGCCAGUUACGAGAAGCAGGAACCUGCAGAAAUCAGCCUCCAAGCGGGUGAGGUGGUCGACGUCAUCGAGAAGAGCGAGAGUGGCUGGUGGUUUGUCAGCACCUCAGAGGAGCAAGGGUGGGUCCCCGCCACCUACCUCAACUCCCACAGCGGGACACGGGACGACUUGGAGGUUGGCGCCUCAAAAAGCGGGGAAGUCACUAAGCGACACAAGGCCCACCUGAAGAGGCUGGACCGGAGAUGGACGCUGGGGGGUGUCAUCAGCCGGCAGCAGAGCCGAGAAGAAAAAUAUGUCACAGUGCAAGCGUACACCAGCCAAGGGAAAGAUGAAAUCGCAUUUGAGAAAGGAGUGGUUGUGGAAGUGAUUCAGAAGAACCUUGAAGGUUGGUGGUUUAUAAGGUACCAAGAUAAGGAAGGCUGGGCUCCAGCUUCUUAUCUAAAGAAGAUGAAAGAAGACCUCUCCCCCAGAAAAAAUACAGCAACUGGCCCAGUGGAGAUCAUCGGGAACAUCAUGGAGAUCAGUAACCUGCUCAACAAGAAAGCCCCAAGUGAAAAGGACGUAGGUGGCGACAGCGUGCCAGAGAGCCCGCGGGUCGUCCGCAAAGAGAUCAGCUUACCGGUCCUGUGUUCUGAAACGGGUCCUGUCGGCGUGCCUCAAGAAGGGAAGGGCAAAACAGAGCAGGCCUCGCCAGCCGUGGCCCGUAUUGCACCUCACCGCAUCGAAAUCGGUUCCCCAGUUCUCAGGCAAAAACCUCCUCCUCGAAGAGAUGCAACUCUGGGAUUUCCUUUGCCCUCACCACCAGAGCCCCCUACAGUUGAAGCUGAGUAUUACACAAUUGCCGAGUUCCAGUCUUGUAUUUCUGAUGGGAUCAGUUUUAAUGGAGGCCAAAAGGCUGAGGUGAUUGAGAAAAAUUCUGGAGGUUGGUGGUAUGUCCAGAUCGGUGAGCAAGAGGGCUGGGCUCCAUGUUCCUACAUUGACAAACGCAAAAAGCCCAACCUCAAUCGUAGAACCAGCACGCUCUGCCGACCCAAAGUUCCUCCUCCUGCGCCGCCUGUCAAAAAGCAGGACUCGGUGGAGACGGCACCGCCUGAGACUCCCGAGUCCCCAGCGUCUCCCGGGAAGCCCGUGUAUGAAGAGCCGGAGUACGACGUCCCAGCUAUUGGUGACCUUGAUUUAGAGUCUGAGUUUGAGUUCCUGCGUUGCGAAGCUUCCUUGGUGGAUGCCAAAAGUGAGGACACGUCCUCUGAUAAGGGAUCCCAGCGGUCCUCCAAACCCUCCCCGGCGUCAUCUCUCCACAGCGCCUCCUUUAGGAUGUGCGAGUCAUUUGAAGACAGCCAAGAGGCGGAGGCUGAGGAGGAGUGCAUCUACGAGAACGAUGGCUUCCGGCCCUUCAAGGAGCUGCCAGAGCGACAGUUUAGCCGCGAAUCCAGUUCUUCCAAGGCCACCGUUUCUUCUGAAACUGGCAAGACCGCCAACCCCAAAUUGGGAGCAUGGAGAUCUGCGGCUAAUAAGCUCAAGAUCAACUUGAACGGAAGCCAAAUGUCAACCAAAAGCGAGGAGGGGUGUAACGAGUCAUUGUUGGUAGACAAGAAAGAUUCGGAGGAAAGCAAAGCAUCCCCCAACGCCAAAUCUUCCUCCAAACCCAAGCCGGUGGUGAGGCCUAAACCACAGCUAGCUAAGGCGUCCAGUGGGGACAAGAUGGACAUCAGCACGUUGAGAAGACAGCUACGACCCACGGGCCAGCUCAAGAACGGCAGCAAAAGCAAAGGCGAGGAUUCAGAGACGGCCUCUGUUGUCUCCUCCGAGGACUCCUUCUCGUCUCAGAGCACGUCCUCCGAGUUGUCCUCCAUUUACUCCAAAGGCAGCCGUGGGGACUCGGAUGCGGAAGGCUGCGUCCUUUACCGCACCACCGACCCGUACGAGAAAGUCCAGGAGUCAGAACUCAGCUUCCCCGCCGGCGUGGAGGUGCUGGUGCUGGAAAAGCAGGAAAGUGGCUGGUGGUACGUCCGCUGGGAAGACUCCGAGGGCUGGGCCCCGACAUACUUCUUGGAGCCCGUGCGGCAGCGGGAUGAUGCAGCCGGCUCAGAGUCUGAUGGAACGCCGUCCAAACCUGGGAACCUUAGCAAGUCCAACAGCUUGGAGAAGAACGAACAAAGGGUGCAGGCCAUGAACAACAUCAAUCAGAACCUGAAGAAGGUCACGCCCCCCAUCCCCUCCAAACCACCCGGCGGUCUCUCCAAACCCGCGAGCUUGUUUGGGUCACGCAAGCAGAAUGCUAGCAAGCGGCAGCAGGUGGUCAGACCUCAGUCAGUCUUCAUCUCAGCCCCCAUUAGGGAUAAUCCUAGCCCUGUGGGUUCCCUCAGGAGAAACGAGUCCCUGAACUCCGGCGACAACCCUCGGGUCAGCCCCACGGUGCGUCGAAAUGCCUCAUUUGGUACAGUGCCACGUGUACCCGCGCCCAACAACAUCGCCCCAUUCAGUCGGGGUCCCUCAAGCGCCGGUGGCUCGGAAUUCCCUGGUGGCGGCCCUCAGAAAAAUUCCCUCCCCAUGUCCGCCGUAAGGCCCAAGCCGCACAUUAUCCAUAACAACCUCAGAGAGAUCUACGUCUCCAUCGCCGACUACCAUGGCGAUGAGGAGACCAUGGGCUUCCCUGAGGGAACCAGUCUGGAGGUUCUGGAAAGGAACCCCAACGGCUGGUGGUACUGCAAGGUGCUGGACAACGGCAAACCUAGAAAAGGUUGGGUUCCUUCCAAUUACCUCGAGAGGAAGCCUUAGCGGUUUCUCAGCUGGGGCAUCUCUGAACGCCCAAGAAGAGCAAAGCCAAUGAACAUUUGAAAAGUGGAACUUGUUGCUUUCAGUGGUGGCCACGUUGUAGAAACUCCAGUAAUCCCUAGCUAUUCGUGGGGGAUCAGGACUGGGCCCUGUUGCGAAUAGUGAAACAUGCUUGUAAUACACAUUACAGACCAAAAUGUAAAAUAAUGAAAAUCCUUGAUAUUUAGAUGGUGUAUCUUUUUGUUUUAUUUUAUUCAGAUUUUUAUGCCUUCCACACACUUCAAAAACAUUUUUAAAACUCCUGUGCUCUUAUUUAAUUUGGUUUUACUGCUCUAUGUAGCUUCCGCUACCAAUUCAAAUUUUAGCUCCGCCCUGCCAAAAAUAGAUGCGUCUAGAUUUGGUCUUUGUGCUACUUUCCUAUUUGACAGGUUUAUCUUGUCGAAUCACUUGCGAAAAAUCACAGAAAAGGCAAUCACAGUCAUUUCUUUUAGAUAAGUUUCCUGAAAGAGAUCAAUGCCCGUUUCCAUGACUUGGAUCAUCGGUACGUUAAGGCAGGGGUUCCCAACCUAUUCCACUAAGGCACACUGUGGGUGCAGGAUUUCAUUCUUACCAAACAAGAUGACAACACUUUUUCCCCAAUCUGGUGUUUUACAAGUGCAAUCAGUUGAUUGCAGUCAGGUGUGGCUUGUUUUAGCAGAAGCCUCAUUGGUUCAACUGUCUCUGCUGGAUCGGCUGGAACAAAAACCAGGACCCACAGUGUGCCUUGAGGACUGGGUUGAAAACCCCUGCGUUAAGGCACCACCCACCAUGCCUUAACUGUAUUAGCAUGGGGUGGUUGAUGUUUCUAGUGAUAUAUAUGCCCACUUACUGUAAACACUAGAAUAUAGCUCGGUGCAUCAUCAUCAUUUUUAGCCCCUCUCCUCACCCACCUGGGCACCCGUUACACCGGUAAACAGGACCCACAAGAGCCCCAGGCCCACGUGCGGCCACACCACCAGAACCCCUCAAAGCUCUUCCCCUCGCUCUCAAUACUCAAAGGCUUAAUAAACUAGUGUGUAAUAUACAUGAGAAAUGAAGAUAGCUAGGGAUAGAUUCUAGAGCAGAGGUGUUAAACCGGUCCUCAAAAGGCCGCAGUGGGUAGCUGGAUUUCAUUCCAACCAAACAAGAUGAAUACCUUUUCACCAAUCUGGUGUUUUACAAGCUUAAUCAGUUGAUUGCAGUCAGGUGCUGCUUAUUUUAGCAGAAACCUCAUUGGUUGAACUGUCUGUGCUGGAUCUGUUGGAACAAAGACCAGGACCCACUGAGGCCCUUUGUGGAAUCAGUUUGACACCACUGUUCUAGAGGAAAACAACAGAAAUGCAAAUAGAAAAUACAAUUUAUAUUGUAGUGGACCAAGCAUACACGAGGGCACUGGUGUUUUAACUUAGGUGAAGAUUAAUUUUAAUAAAAGUCACAAAAGAAACAGUUUAACAAAAUAUCUUGGGCCCAACAUAAAAGAGGCUAACAUAACAAAAGGCUUCAACCAAACUGACUUCCAGACACAUCUCCGUGGCCGUUUAAAGAAGGGCGGACUCUACUAACGACCACCUAAAGGAGGUAUGACAAAUUAACCAAACAUUGUCAACUUUAUAAAACAACAGAUGGAAAAAUUUAAUGAACUUCAAACAACAAUCAACUAAUGUGCAUUUAAACAAACAGUGAAAACUUUACGCCAAACAGUCAUAAUCAAAUCAACUUAAAUAUGCCCCCUCCAGAAUGGUAGGUGCCAGAUCUUACACAGCUGUGGUCGGUACCUCAAAUUAGAAAAUAAAUUCCAGUAAACAUUCGGACAAAUAUUAACUAAAGUGUGCACCCAUUAGAAAAUACUGGUCCUUCUCAAAAAAUUAGCAUGUUGUGAUAAAGUUAAUAAUUUUCUUUAAUGUACUGAUAAACAUUAUACUUUCACAUAUUUUAGAUUCAUUACACACAACUGAAGUAGUUCAAGCCUUUUAUUGUUUUAAUACUGAUAAUUUUGAAAAAAGACAUGAAAAACCCCAAAUCUUCUUAUCUAAAAAAAUUAGCAUAUCAUGAAAAAGUACUCCAAAGAAGCUACUAACCUAAUCAUCUGAAUCAACGAAUUAACUCAAAACCCGUGCGAAAGAUUCCUGAGGCUUUUAAAAACUCCCAGCCUGGUUCAUUACUCAAAACCGCAAUCAUGGGCAAGACUGCCGACCUGAUUGCUGUCCAGAAGGCCAUCAUUGACACCCUAAAGCCAGAAGGCCAUCAUUGACACCCUCAAGCAAGAGGCUAAGGGGCGGUUUACAUGGCGAAUCUGCGACACAAAGACGCAAUGACUGAGGGGCAGUUUACAUGGCGACUCUGCGACACAAAGACGCAAUGACUGAGUUGCGGACUCGCCUCGCGUGCAUAUGGUGUCAGCGAAGACGAAAAAUUCUGAAUCCUACCUCCAAAGUGGAAGAAUCCGAUUGCGGGGGGUUGAGGGGGGCUUCCUCGGCAUGCAUAUCAAAGGCUCCUGCGGCGCGAGACCGCGUCGUUAACGUCAGCACUCGUACACGUCACAUUGGGCGUGCGCAGCGGUGCUACUAAACAUUAAAAACAGCACAUAUGGCGGAAUGUCGGCUUUAAUUUACUGUUUUAAUAAUAUUUUUAAAUUAAAUAUGUUGAUUUUUUUUUGUGCCUUUUUGAACAAAAGAAAAAUGCCAUUGCUUCGAGUGGGCGGGCAUAUUUUUUUCCGGGCUGAGGGAGCUUGGUGGGGUCAAAGUCCAUCAUUCUCUGUCGCCCUUUAAAUCUGCACUGCCCCCUAGGACUUGGAAUGAAUACUACAUCGUUUUCAUGCAGAAUUGCGACAUUGUUCGAAUGGAGAUGCAAAUGCAAAUUUGACGUUUUUGGUAUUCUCGGAGAGUCACCAUGUAAACGGCCCCUAAAACAAAGAAAUAAAUUUCUGUGCAAACAGGCUGUUCCCAGAGUGCUGUAUCAAGGCACCUCAGUGGGAGUCUGUGGGAAGGAAAAAGUGUGGCAGGAAACGCUGCACAACCAGAAGCGGUGACAGCACCCUGAGAAAGAUUGUGGAGAAGGGCCGAUUCCAGACCUUGGGGGACCUGCAGAAACAGUAGACUGAGUCUGGAGUAGAAAACCCAGAGCCACCGUGCACAGGCGUGUGCUGGAAAUGGGCUACAGGUGUCGCAUUCCCCAGGUCAAGCCAUUUUUAACCUGAAACAGCGACAGAAGCGCCUGACCUGGGCUACAGAGAAGCAGCACUAGACUGUUGCUUGUGGUCCAAAGUACUUUUUUGAGAUGAAAGCAAAUUUUGCAUGUCAUUCGGAAGUCAAGGUGCCAGAGUUUGGGGGAAGACUGGGGAGAAGGAAAUGCCAAAAUGACUGAAGUCCAGUGUCAAGUACCCACAGUCAGUGAUGGUCUGGGGUGCCAUGUCAGCUGGUGGUGUUGGUCUACUGUGUUUUAUCAAGAGCAGGGUCAAUGCAGCUAGCUAUCAGGAGAUUUUGGAGCACUUCAUGUUUCCAUCUGCUGAAAAGCUUUAUGGACAUGAUUUCAUUUUUCAGCACGACCUGGCACCUGCUUAUAGUGCCAAAAGCACUGGUAAAUGGUUUACUGACCAUGGCAUUACUGUGCUCAAUUGGCCUGCCAACUCUCCUGACCUGAACCCCAUAGAGAAUCUGUGGGAUAUUGUUAAGAGGAAGGCCUCCAUAGCACCUCAGCAGUGCCACAGACUGAUUGCCUCCAUGCCAUGCUGCAUUGAAGCAGUCAUUUCUGCAAAAAGAUUAAGAUCAAGUAUUGAUUGCAUAGCUAAUAUAAUGAAUUGAAGGUUGACUUUUUUGUUUGGUCGAUUGAAAUAUGCUAUUUUUUCGAGAUAGGAAUUUUUGUUUUUUCCUGACUUUUUUGCCAUAAUCAUCAAUAUUAAAACAAUAAAAGGCUUGAAAUACUCCAGUUGUGUGUAAUGAGUCUAAAAUUUAUGAAAGUCUAAUGUUUAUCAGUACUUUACAGAAAAUAAUGAACUUUAUCACAAUAUGCUAAUUUUUUUAGAAGGAGUUGUAUAUGUUCAUAAAAUAUCACAUAAACAAUUAACUAAAUCUUGAAACACUAAUUUGUGGUGGUAGUGGUUGCCACCACAUGUAUGGUGUGACUAGACGGGGGAUUACUGUAAACAUAUUUGUAGAAUUUUCUGUGCAUGUAAAGCUUCUGCAUGUUUGAUUUCAUUAUACUGACAAAGCCUUGAGCUGUUCAAAUGUAACAUUGUUUUUUUCUUUUUGCUGCUAAGUGUUAGUCAAAUCAUGGUGCUGUCUUAUUUGCAUGUUUUUUACAGCUUUAUUUUUUUCGUACUGUACAUCACCAUUAUGUAAGAUAUUCCUAUCAUUUAUGUAAUUGUCCUUUUGUGAGCAUUUCAAGUUAUAAUGACGGCAUUUUGUAAAAAAUGAAUCCCUUGAUGGUUAACCAAGAAAACUGGCCAUCCAACCCAAAUCUGUAUUUAUUCAUUGAUUUAAAAUUAUUCUAAUGGACUCAAUCGUUCACAAUUACUAUAUGCAUCUGCUCUAACUCCAUUCUAAUGGUUUUAAAAAAAAAAGGUUUCUGCUGGGCAGUAAAUUUGACCUUUUUUUUUUUUUUUUUUUUUUUUUUUUACAUGUAGUCUUUAGAUGAUGCUCGCUUUCAUUUUUUUCCCCUCUUGACUGUGUGACAAGCAGCAAUAGCUG
This is a messenger RNA of Corythoichthys intestinalis (scribbled pipefish), 8215 nucleotides long. RefSeq names its product SH3 and PX domain-containing protein 2A-like. Bases 264 to 3515 code for a protein of 1083 amino acids. The transcript has 14 exons. Gene Ontology annotation, biological process: superoxide anion generation. Gene Ontology annotation, cellular component: cytoplasm. NCBI's taxonomy places the organism in Eukaryota, Metazoa, Chordata, Actinopteri, Syngnathiformes, Syngnathidae. The record is from RefSeq and is a predicted model, not a curated record. Gene Ontology annotation, molecular function: protein binding; phosphatidylinositol binding; superoxide-generating NADPH oxidase activator activity.